Molecule: messenger RNA, 2978 nt
Organism: Aegilops tauschii subsp. strangulata
Lineage: Eukaryota; Viridiplantae; Streptophyta; Magnoliopsida; Poales; Poaceae
Product: auxin response factor 4
Biological process (GO): regulation of DNA-templated transcription; response to hormone
Cellular component (GO): nucleus
Molecular function (GO): DNA binding
Source: RefSeq, a predicted model, not a curated record
CCCACCCCCACAUUUCUCUUCUACUGACGCUGCCGCUGCUGCCGCUCCCUCCCCCCACUCCCCUUUCCCUCCUCGACCCCGCGCUAGGGUUUCCCCCCGCGCCGCCGCUGCCGCGACCCCCGGAUGCCGCCCGCGGCCAUGCCGCCGCCGCCCCCGCCCCCGCAGGGCGCCUCCACAGGGGAUCCGCUGUACGACGAGCUCUGGCACGCCUGCGCCGGCCCGCUCGUCACCGUGCCGCGCGUCGGGGACAUGGUCUACUACUUCCCGCAGGGCCACAUCGAGCAGGUGGAGGCCUCCAUGAACCAGGUCGCCGCCAACCAGAUGCGCCUCUACGAUCUGCCCUCCAAGCUGCUCUGCCGCGUCCUCAACGUCGAGCUCAAGGCGGAGGCGGACACGGACGAGGUCUACGCGCAGGUCAUGCUCAUGCCGGAGCCGGAACAAAGUGAGACGACAACGGAGAAGUCGAGCCCUGCAACAGGAGGCGCCACGCCUGCCAGGCCGGCGGUGAGGUCCUUCUGCAAGACGCUCACCGCAUCCGACACCAGCACACAUGGCGGCUUCUCGGUGCUGCGCCGCCACGCUGAUGAGUGCCUCCCUCCCCUGGAUAUGACGCAGUCUCCUCCCACACAAGAGCUUGUGGCAAAGGAUCUUCAUGGCAUGGAGUGGCGCUUCCGCCACAUUUUCCGUGGGCAACCUAGGAGGCAUCUCCUUCAGAGCGGCUGGAGCGUCUUUGUCAGUUCCAAAAGGCUUGUUGCUGGGGACGCCUUCAUUUUCCUCAGAGGAGAGAGCGGUGAGCUUCGUGUUGGUGUGAGGCGGGCUAUGAGACAGCUUUCCAACAUAGCUUCUUCAGUCAUAUCUAGUCAUAGUAUGCACCUUGGAGUCCUUGCAACUGCAUGGCAUGCUAUCAAUACAAAAACCAUGUUCACUGUCUACUACAAACCCCGGACAAGCCGUUCUGAGUUCAUUAUACCAUAUGAUAAAUAUAUGGAGUCUGUUAAAAACAUUUAUUCUAUUGGGACGAGGUUCAAGAUGAGGUUUGAAGGGGAAGAGGCACCAGAGCAGAGGUUUACUGGGACUAUAGUGGGCAGUGAUAAUCUUGAUCAAUUGUGGCCGGAAUCAAGCUGGAGAUCCCUUAAGGUGCGUUGGGAUGAGUCGUCAACUAUUCCACGGCCGGAUAGAGUCUCUCCUUGGGAAAUAGAGCCUGCUUCAUCACCUCCUGUUAACCCGCUUCCCAUUUCUCGGCCCAAAAGAUCUAGACCAAAUGUUCCUCCAGCUUCUCCUGAAUCGUCUGUUCGUACAAAAGAAGGUGCAACUAAGGCUGAUAUGGAUUGUGCUCAAGCACAACGAAAUCAAAAUAACACUGCCUUGCCAGGUCAAGAACAGAGGAGCAAUAAGCUAACUGACAUUAAUGACUUUGAUGCUAGUGUUCAGAAGCCUAUGAUGUGGUCACCACCACCACCACCCAACAUCGGAAAAAACAACCCACUAACGUUUCAGCAGAGGCCCUCUGUGCAUAAUUCGUUUCAGUUGGGAAGGCGUGAAACUGACUUUAAGGAUGCCAGUUCUGGUGCUCAACCUUUUGGUGAUUCCCUAGGCUUCUUCAUGCAGACAACCUUUGAUGAGGCUCCAAAUCGUCUUAGUUCAUUCAAGAACCAGUUUCAGGACCACAGUUAUGCUCGUCAAUACGCAGAUCCGUACUUAUUUAUGCAUCAGCAACCUUCCUUGACUGUUGAAUCAAGUAGAAAGAUGCACACAGAGAACAAUGAGAUGCAUUUCUGGAAUGGGCCGAGCACUGCAUACAGUAAUUCAAGAGAUCAAGCACAAGACUUCAGAUUUACAGAACACCCAUCAAAUUGGUUAAGUCCGCAGUUCUUCCGGGCAGAACAGCCACGAGUGAUCAGGCCUCACGCGUCAAUAGCUCCUAUUGAGCUGGAGAAAACAACAGAAGGCAGUGAUUUCAAGAUCUUUGGGUUUAAAGUUGAUACUGCCAGUGCUGGUUUUAACCAUUUGAACUCCCCAAUGGCUGGAACGCAUGAGCCUGUGCUACAAACUCAACCAUCUGUAUCAUUAGAUCAUUUGCAAACUGAUUGUUCUCCUGAGGUGUCCUUAAGCAUUGCUGGGACGACUGAGAAUGAGAAAAACAUGCAGCAAUGUCCGCAGAGUUCAAAAGACGUCCAAAGCAAGUCCCAUGGUGCUUCCACAAGGAGUUGCACAAAGGUUCAUAAGCAAGGUGUUGCACUUGGUAGAUCAGUGGAUCUCUCAAAGUUCGUUGACUAUGAUGAACUCACAGCUGAGCUAGACAAGAUGUUUGAAUUUGAUGGCGAACUGUUGUCCUCAAACAAAAAUUGGCAGAUCGUUUAUACUGACAACGAGGGUGACAUGAUGCUCGUGGGAGACGAUCCAUGGGAGGAGUUCUGCAGCAUAGUGCGCAAGAUAUGCAUUUACACCAAGGAGGAGGUCCAGAAGAUGAACUCGAAACCAUCUGGCCCAAAAAAGGAGGAAGGUUCAGUGGAUGGUGACGGCGCAACCGAGAAGGCCCAUCUUCCCGCAUCAAGCGAUUUAAAUUCUAGCCAACUAGGUUGUGUCAAGGCCGACUGAGGCGAGGUAUCGCGGGGGGCUAGGUCCCAGCAAAGAAGUAACAACCCCUGAAAGUAUGGUCUAUCGCUAUUGCUAUUGUUGAUCACCACCAACUCCCCCACUCCCCUUCUGAUGCAACAACCCUUUGGCUGUACUGUAGUUACUAGUAGGAAAUGUAGAGACUUUGGUGCGCAAUCGCGCUUGUCGGCUGGUUUGUUCUUCGGCAGAGAGAGAGAUCCAGGGCCAAGGCUGUCCCUUUGCUUGGAUGCUCAUUGGUGAUCCGAUCCAUCCCUGAUGUAAAUAUUUAUGUAUGUAGGUAGCGUUAGUAUGUAAUCUGUCUGUAUUAACCAUCCAUGAACCAGCAAUGUCUAUCUAUUCCGGGAGUGACAGUGGUAGUAGUA